Molecule: messenger RNA, 2657 nt
Organism: Neopsephotus bourkii (Bourke's parrot)
Lineage: Eukaryota; Metazoa; Chordata; Aves; Psittaciformes; Psittacidae
Product: prominin-1-A-like
Exons: 22
Coding region: 18-2510 (830 amino acids)
Cellular component (GO): microvillus; prominosome; cilium
Molecular function (GO): cholesterol binding
Source: RefSeq, a predicted model, not a curated record
UCACCGGAGCUGCCGCGAUGGAGCUGAUGGGGAACAUCUCGCAGCCUGUGUAUGGCCCCGGCCCCGAGGCACCGGGGAGCAGCACCCCGCGCCUGGUGGGGCUGGUCCAUGGAUUCCUGCGGAUGGUGCAGCCCAACGCCUUACCCAUAGACCUCAUCACAGGUUUGGGGCAGUCAGAGAAUGAGGAAACCACCGGGAAGCAAGUUGAGGAGCUGCUGCGGUACGAGCUGGGUUUCCUGGUCUGCACAGCCAUCGGGCUGCUCUUCACCCUCCUGGUGCCGCUGGUGGGAUGCUGCUUCUGCUGCUGCCGCUGCUGCGGGAACUGCGGGGGCCGCAUGUACCAGAAGCAGGGCCGGCGGAGGGGCUGCCGGCGCCGGGCGCUCUGGGCCUCGCUCCUGCUCACCUCCGCUCUCCUCUUGGCUGGGGAUGUUUGCGCCUUCAUCAGCAACACUCGCUUCUCCCAGGCUGUGUGCAGUACCUUCCCCAACGUCAACACCACCCUCAACAACGUCCACAUCUAUGUGGCUUCCAUCCCCCAGGCACGCCUGAACCCCCUUCCCUGGCUGGAAUGGUUGAUGGGGGGCAAGGGGCUGAAGGGGAGGACAGCAGCCCAAAUAGCCCCCCGAGGAAGGCUCCUCACUGAUAACCCGUCUCUGUUCCUGCAGCAAAUCAAUUAUAUCAUCGACAGCAGCGACGUGCCGCUGAGCCACGCCAACGGCAGCCUCCAGGACAUUGGGCUCAACCUGGGGGGCACGAUCAUGGCGAGUAUCAGGAGCGGCACAGACGGGGCUCUGGGAUCCCUCCAGGGCCUCUUGCAAGAGAUGAAGACACUGGGGGCUGCCUUCAGCAGCAUUGCCAGCACUCGCUCGCACCUGGAGGCUCUGCAGAGCAACUAUAGCGAGUGGCUGGCCAUGCUGCGGGAUGGGCUCAACCAGACCCUGCAGCGCUGCGGCCAGCCCUGCAGCAGCGUGUCCCUGCACAGCCUGGCCUUCAGCACCAACUUCAGCACGAUCCCCAGUGUGGAGCAGCAGCUGGAGGCACUGCGUGAUGUGUCGGACUCCAACAUAGCACUUGAUUUGGAGAGGGUCAAUGACACACUGAACACGAUCACUGACAAGGUGCAAGAGGGGUCCCAGGAUGUGGUGACAAAGACCCAGGAGGAGCUGGGCCUCAUCAGGCAGGAGAUCAGGAGCUUGAGGGAGCAGUUGCAGGACCAGCUGCCCCUCAGGGAUGUGGAGGAGAGUGUUGGGGCCUUCGUGGGCAAUGCCACAUCAAUGCUGAACGAGUACAGGGAACCGACCAUUGCCUUGGAUGGGCUCAGGUGGAGCGUGUGUGUCCUCCUGUGCUGCAUGGUGCUGCUGGUGGUCCUCUGCAAUGCUGUUGGCCUGGUGCUGGGGCCGCUGGGGCUGAAGGCAGACGUGCUGCCCACCCAGCGCAGCAGCCUCUCCAAUGCCGGCGGGAACUUCUUCAUGGCAGGGGUUGGCUUCAGCUUCAUCUUCUCCUGGGUGCUGAUGCUGCUGGUGGUGAUCACCUUCGUGCUGGGGGGGAACACCUACAUGCUUGUCUGUGAGUCCUGGCGCAGCCAGCAGCUCUUCCAGAUCCUGGACACCCCCGGCCUGGUCCCUGGCUUCAACCUGUCAGAGCUGCUGGGCCAGCAGGAUGGCACAACAAACUUCUCAGAGAUCUAUAGGCAGUGCCAGCGAGAUGCUUCCCUGUGGCAAACACUGCACUUGGACCAGAGCGUGUCCUUGGAUGAGCUCCUGAACAUCAGCCAGUACACAGGAGAGAUCUCCACAGCCUUCGAGAAGAUGCACAUCACCCUGGACCCCAUCUCCCUGCUCAGCCAGAGCCAGAGAGACUCGCUGACAAAUGCCAGCCGGGCCGGGCAGCCCCCCAACUUCACCCUCACCCUGGAGCAGCUGGAUCAGAGCGUGACACAGGGAAGCCUCCUGGAUCUCGCUGCACAGCUGGAGCAGCUGGGAGACACAGAGGGCUUGGAUGUGAAAGAGGACCUGAAGGCUGAUGCUCUCAAGUUGAGGGAGCUGGAUAAGGAGAUGCAGAUGAGCUUCUCUGGGGAGCUGCAAAGCCUGAAGGAGAACAUCCACUUGGUGCAGAGCAGGGCUUCCGAGCUCAAGGCACAGACAAACACUGCGCUGACCGAAGCCAGCAGAACCCAGGAGUUCCUGGAAAGUGAGACCGUGAACAUCAUUAAGAACGAGACGUGGGCCUUCUUGGAGGAGCUGUUGGACUUCUUUGAGACCUACAUCUCCUGGGCUAAGAGCGGGCUGAAGGAAGACGUGGCACGUUGCAAGACCAUAGCUCAGACCCUGGAUAACAUGGAGGCCAUCACCUGUGACUACAUCCUGGACUCUCUGAAUGCCUUCUGGUUCAGCCUGGGCUGGUGCACCUUCUUCCUGCUGCCCAGCAUCAUCCUGGCCGUCAGACUUGCCAAGUUCUACCGCCGCAUGAGCAUCACUGAUGUCUACAGGAAUGAAGCUGUGGAGAUGUAAGUAGCAGUGCCAGUGCCUGUGUGGGGUGGGGGGCAACUCCUGUGGCAUGAGGGGGGACAGGGCACAGAGGGGAACAGGUGAGUACAGGCCAAGGAGGGUGCUGGUAUCAGGGCAGGACUGGGAAGGUGGGACCUGUUCUGGGGUGCC